UUGGAGGCGGUGAUCGCUCAUGUUUAUCUCAGUAUAGGCACCCCCGAAAUUGUUAUACCCGGAAAAACAACGAUGGCUGCUGGUCUUAUCAGCUCAGCGGCGCUUGGGCGGAAAACUCGCGAUCUACGCAAGCCUUGUGAUAGAUAACCAUUUUUCCAACUCCCACCGUAGUCCAGACUAUUCCAGGACAACGUCUCGUAUCUACCAGAUUCGCAAGCCAGUUCCUUCUUUUGCGUCUGGAUCUGGGCUUUCAGCGGCGGCAGAAUCCGAGCACAGUGCAUUGGUUGACGGUCGAACUUGCAGUACUGUUUAUCCCAGAGUUGGAUUUUCGGCUUGCACCGUUAUUUUCUGCACGCAUCCACGCGCAUCUUUGAGGGUCUGCCGUUCAUCAGAUGCCAAAGGGUCCGUUUUCAUGUCCGCUGCAACAGCUGUUGCUGUGGCGCCUGCCGAAAGUAUUCUCAGGGCACAACAAGUCUCUUCUCCUUCCUCUCUCGAUUCGCCGCAAUUAUGUGUUGGGGUUCAACAAGCAUGAGGCCCGGGAAUUCGGUGGAAAUAAGCUUUUUAAAGUGUCGCAUCAGCUGUCCGGUGUCUCGGUUGUAAGCAGAACAACCAGAAACAUACAUUCCCAUGUCCUUUCAGGUUUGGGAAAUCGAAGACGACGUAAGUGGGUCGGACUUUGAAUUUUUUUUCAAUCCUCUCAGGCCUUUCGUCGCGCGUAGAUUUGGAUCUCAUCUAUCAUCUAUCCCUCCAGCCGUGCGAGGAACAUCUGCCUGAGCGCCGGGCCGUUCACCCCAUUGCAUGGGCAAAACCCGAGCCGCGACUUGCCGGUGAAUCGCUCUUAGCAAUCUGGAGCUUCCCGACGGGAACUUGCCCGCAGGGGAAGGCGCAGGACUUGGCCUGGAUGGAAGAAAAUGGGAAUCGAGGUGUCAAUGAGUCAUGUGACUCUGCCGCAACUGUUCCGCUGACCAAGCGGUGGCAACACCCUCUAGCUCUCUUCUCGCUCUGAUCCUCGAUCGGUGUAUUUACGUUCGCGUUUUUCUGUCGCCGCGUCUGUCGGGAACUCACGCGUGUGUUCUCGAUAGAUGGCUUCUUCUGCCCAACCUCUCAAGUUUUCGCCGUCGACUCCUGCCAAAAGCCCUGAAUCGGGCGAGCGCGGGCAGACUCCCCCUGCACCCGCUAGCAAACCGAACGCCCCAAAGACGUCAAUCGGCCCAGGGGACAUAUCGAGUCCCCACGAACUGACAGCUUUCGUGGAGUCGCUUCUUGAGCAGUUGGAUACCAAGUUCGAUGAGAUGUCGAGCCAGAUCCUCGAAAGAAUGUCUCAGAUGUCGACGCGCGUCGAUGCACUGGAGGCGUCCAUUCACGACAUCAUCAAUGGCGAAUAGUAGUAGAGGAGGUGUGAUGAGAGUCUGUAUCCAUAUGUAUUAUCUGUGCGUGCACCAUCCCGCUCCAUCCAUGCCCUUCAUGUGCAGCCCUAGGCCUCACGUAACAUUCUGUACACCAAUGCCACUUGUCUUCCUCGCUUCAGAAACUGCGGCGUUACAAUGCGACUUCUCUCUCGUCUUGGGGCACUUCGUCAGGUCCCGACGAAAACGGCGGGAUCAAAUUGUUCUCCUGUACCCAUUGUCAGACAUGCGCCAAGUUUCGGGUAUCCGCCUGAUGUCUGGUUCAGCGCAGGCCCAUCUCCUUUCAUGGAUACCAUCACCAGCCUCCUUCCUCGAUUCCGGCGGAGCAGACAGAAGCGCUUUAGUGCCACCAGACCACAGCGUGUCGGACAGCAGGUCAUCCAGGGCCAGCCCGUUAUCCUUGAGGGAGUUCUCGACAUCUCGAAAGAAGCUCGCGAUGCGAUCGCAGAGGGAAAGGCCCAGAACGGGUGGCAUCCAUUCGAAAUGGGUAUCCGACCGGAUUCACCCACCGGCUCCAGCGGUUCUUCGAGCGGUUCUUCGAAGGCGCAGCAGCUGCAGCAGGAGCAGCAGGAGCAACAGCAACAGCAUUCUGCGGGCCAAGUGCAUCGACCGCUGUCGUCUUCUCCUCCAUUCGAUCCUCCGGAGAUGACGAGUCCUUCUCUGUCUGCAAAGACUGUCAUGCCCAGAGACCCGGACGGCCGACGUUUCGCCCAGUCAAUCACCAUUCCUGCUAGGCCCGAUGCGGCUCCUCCGCUGCCACUCGCACGCGAUUCGCUCAUCCACAGCCUCCGUCGGCAGCCCCGAUACACCGAGCUGAACAGCCUGUCCCCUAUUCGGCGGUGUCGUACCUUUCCGCUGUCUGUCGAAGCCGAGCCCGCUGUCUUGGCUCCUGUGGGGAGGGACGAAUGCAGCAGCAGCAGCAGGAACAGUAACAGUGCUAUACGAGGUCCCGAGAAGCCCCGAGAAGCGAGCACUACGGGGCCAAACGAGUCGCUGCUACCUAGCUGGGCGGGCUUUGCGUUCCCGAUGCCCCCGAAAGCGACCUUCACGAAGCGCUGGACACCGACGAUUCCACCUUCGACGUCCCUGCCGGUUGACGGGAUGGGACACGUCGAGCCGCUGUCCAUCGUCAAGCGGGAGUCCGGCUCAACCAGCAGUUCGCGCGGGACAUCCGAUAGCUCGCGAUCCAGUGCGGUGGUCAUCAACGAGCUGCUUUCGUCGCUGGAUGACAUGUACGCGGAGAUACGCUCGGCCGCGUCAGAGGGCCGCGAUUCGUUUGUGUCGAUCCCGCUCGAUUCGCCGCUGGAGUCUCUGCCGGAUCUGGAUGGGGCUGAGACCUGGGCUGCUACGUAUUCGCUGGCAGAUGAGCCGGCCGCCUUCGUUUCUCGGGCUGCACCGCCUCGCAGUCCGUCCGCGGAACGACACUCCUGGAUCGCGUUGUGUCCCCACUCGUUUGUCCUCGAGCGUGCCAAGACGGUCGAGAGAUAUCGCCGGCGGGGUGUCGCCUCCAGGUCACUGCCUGAUCUCGCAUGUUUGGCUUGACGUUGUCAUCACUUAGUUCAUGUCAGGACAGUAGGUACUCAAACUACUACAUAUUGCUGCUAAGUAUGUACCACGGUCUAUGAAAUCGAUUGUCAAUUGACGACAUGCGUCUCGGACCGGAGAGCACGACGAGCCUGGACGGGAAUCAGCGAGCGUCCUGUGAGAAACCCAGAGAGGCCUGCCGCGACGAUCGUUUCUGGACCUGAGAAUCUGUCCGCUGGAUCAGGAUCUGUGGCCCUGUCCGUGCUCUGCUGCCCUGUGGUGAUGCCGCUAUAAGUAGUCAGAUACCGCAACACACUAACACCACAGCACACCGGGCAGUGCCCACGCGGCACCCGACGACGAAUCGGUCAUUUGGGCUGGGAUCUUGAACAUGGAAGUCUCCUGGAAGAACACACAGCGUGAUCGUGUUCGCGCGCGCAGGAUAUCGAUUGCCAGGGAUCGCGCGACGCGUGAGAGCGGCCCCUGCCUUCCCUUCCUCGCCGGCAGCGGCAGCGGCUGCGUCCGUUAUCGAUAGUCGGCAGCAGCGAGCGAUCGUCAACGCGGCCGAGGCCGUGCCUGGCUCUGGGAUGGCAGGCCCGAGAAAAGAACAGACAGGCAUUCCUCGUUCGAGAUGAUCUGCGGCCCCGUGGACGGUCGAUGUGAUUUGCCACACGCCCGGAGCUUGCGGGCGGCCUGCGAGUCGACCCUGGUGGAGAGCACCAAGAAUGCUGCGGCACCGGCAGAAUGCUACUCCCCUGGUCUGCUGAUUAUCGACAGGGCACUCGCGGGUGGCCCUCGCAGCUAUUUAUGUCUGUCCAGAGCCGUUUCGAGUGACAACAGUACCAUAGAUGGUCGAGAGCAGAUGCCAGAAGUUCUCCCACUGCCGAGUCGGUUCGCAGAGAGAUCAAAACAGAAUUUCUGGGUCGUCUCAGGGAAGAUGGGACGGGCUUGACGGUAGGAUGUCUCCGAGAGAUGAGAUCUCAGGGUGCGGGACGACUGCAUAAACUGCAUCCGCGAUCCCAGCGCGUCGGUUUUCAACGUCAGAGACUCGGAUAAGAGUGAUCGGGCCGUGCGCGGCCGGGCCUGACCGGCCCUGGGGACUGCUGCUAAACAAACAAGGGGCAACAUCAGCCGCUGAGUGACGCUGACUGUACAUACUUGUGGUGUUGUGUAUGAUGGCAGUGCGGCGGGCCGUCGACCUCGAGAAGAUUGGACCUGGAGUGUAUGUCUCCCAGCCUGCAGCACAUGCGCAGAUUGAAAAAUCUCUGGAGCCAGGGUCCGUGCACAUAUCUGACUGGCACGCGCAUUUCUG
Messenger RNA from Mycena citricolor, 4242 nucleotides. The record is from the annotation of a GenBank genome assembly. Lineage: Eukaryota; Fungi; Basidiomycota; Agaricomycetes; Agaricales; Mycenaceae.